GGUUUCACUCUGGUUGGAAACUUGAUAAAGUUCCUGUUUAACAUAUUCCUUGAAUUCUAUAGCGACUAUCAUCGGAGGAAAUACACACGUUAGUUAAUACCGUUUUCAGAGCAGGAUUACAUUAUGCAUAUUGGGGUAGCAAGAUCGUCAUCUUGAAAACACCUGCGAUAUAUCAGGUAUUGGAGGGAAGUCAUUGGUCGUUGAGCGUUCACGACUGGAACAGGUUAGGACAAGUCUCCUCUCCCCAGUCUACAGUGUCGGGUGGUGGGACUCGGUGGGGGGGAUGUGUACCAGUGGUGUUCCAGCCAGCUCCAGCCAUGGGGUCAGCCGGUCGGGCUCCUCGUAUGCCCUGUGUGCCCUUGGGGUGGGACUCAUAGCCCUGGGCAUCGUCAUGAUUGUGUGGUCAAUGGUUCCCGGGGAUGCUACCCAGACAACCAAGACUCCAGGCAACUCCAGUAUAACAGUGCCAGCAGACCAUGGUGAGGAUGGGGAUGGCGAGGAAGACAAGGAAGCAACGAAGACCUUAUCAAUAGCCUAUGUGCUGGUGGGGGCAGGGGUGGCCAUGCUGCUGCUGUCUAUCUGCCUGGGGGUGAGGAACAAGCGGAGGAAGCACCAGAGAAGACAGGAGACACGGGCCGUAGGAGUCCGCUUCGUGGACCAUGUGGCUGGGGAGGCAGGAGAGAAUUUAGAUGAGCCAGUCCCAGUCUACAACGUGCCCAGCUAUGAGGAGGCGGUCACCAGUGGCCAGUUCCCCAUCCGCCAGAGCAACUUACGCCAGAGCAACUCCCAGCUGCCUUCCUACGAGGACCUCAUCUGUGCUGUGGAAAACGAGGGGGAGGGACCAAGUGCUGCCCCAGUUAAGGAGGCUCAUCCUAGCAGUCCCACUCCUGAGCCCCAGCCCGCCGCUGCAGCCAACCCCCACAGCAGUAGCCGGGCCAGCCGGAUACUACGGCCCAACAGGGUACGCAGAAUCAAGUCUGAGAAACUCCAUCUGAAGGACUUUCGUUUUAACAUUCGCAACCCUACUGAUGCGAAGGUGACCAUUGAACCAAUCACUCCACCACCACAGUACGACGGCAAGAUACCUGAGUUCUGACAGCGCCCCCUAUAGCCUGGGAGUACUAAAAGCAUUGUUUCAAUGUUGAGUAAGACAACACUAUAGCUGGAUCAGAUGUCUAAUAAUAAUAAUGAGGCCUAGCUGUGAGUGUUCCUCCUUCACCCUGAGGCAGACCCAGACAUUGUUGCUUUGAAUCAAGUUGUUUCUCAGCUCCAUUUUGACUCGUUUAUAGACUUAUUUAUUCAGGGGCUUAUUUUCCUCUCUGUUUAGAACACGGUGGCUGUGUUUUUAACUAUCGCACAACAGAAGGCUUGACGGGGUGCUACGCCACUGCUUAUAACUAUAAGUUAACUAUCGAAGAUGUGCCAACUUAAAUUAUCCAGCUCAGGGAGCCAGCUAUGCAUUUUGUUUGCUAACUUGCUAAGUGGCUAGCUUUCAAGUUCAAGCUUCUUGGUUAUAGCAGACAAAAUGGAUCCCUCUUGAUCCCCUCCUGGAUCAAGAUCCCUGCUACCUAAAUUUGUUUUGUGCGUCAAAAUUAUAUGAUUUCAAAUGACUUUUUUACGUUGGGAAAGAACUAGCACCCCUUGUGUGCACUGCCGGGAAUACUGUAUAUCACGGUAUGGUACAGGAAUGGUGUGAAGGUAGGCACCUGGAUACCGCACAACCCUGCUCUACAGGACACACUGCACCAAAUACCCUAGUUUCAGACUCCUAAUGAUCCUUACACCUCUGAAGCCACUUCCAUACCCAUCAAAAUAACUUAUCUCUGAACUCUCAAUAGCUGUUUUACCACCAAGUUUUAGAUAAGGGGAAUAAUGGGGUGUUAACACUAGAGAUCCUGACCGCCAGUGUGACCCCCCCCCCCCCCCCCCCCCUUUUCUCUGCAUAAGCGAGCUUGGCCCUUCUUCUUCGGUCUGCUGAUGCAAUCAGGUCCUCAAACACAGGGGAGCGCCAGGGUGGGGAGGUUAUUAAAAAGGCAUCGGGGUCCUCUGGGUCUGUCGCCACAUCAGACAUGAUGUCUUCAGUUGACCCCACAAAUCAAUUGCUUUUGACCGACUGUCUUGAACACUUGAAUCUCAAAGCUUAAAAAAAUAAAAGUGCAAGUCUCAACUUUUAAAAACUCAGUACUGUAUUUAAAAUGUAUGGAUUGGUUCACAUUUAUAAACUAACCCGUCUCUGGCGACGCAGUCUUCUCUUUCUCUUCUCACAUUUUUUUUGGGGGGGUCAAAUUCCAAGUCAUAAGUGAUCACAUUUGUCUUCACUUUUCUUGCGGCUUAUACUACAUUUGUUCUCCUCACCAGCAUUAAUGUGUAGAUCCCUUACUGUCCGCUAUUAAAACAGAAAAGAGCAUCAUUAGUAAAUUAACAUGAUUCAAAUAUUCAAUGUUAGCUACCACCAGUGUGCAAGUUGCAAAAGUAAACAUUGAACUUACGGAUAGCCUUACGGUCAUCCUUUCAGGUGCAGUCGCUGCAGAAGUGCUUAGAUGUAGCUGCUGCUGUUGUUGUUGUUGGAAUAGCUAGUUGAGCUACUUGUGUCAUCAGUCUAUCGUCCAUAUCAGCCACCAUGUUGUAGACCGGCAUCUGAUUCAGCCUGGUUAUGACAUGAGUUGUUGGAAAUCCAUAUGCCCUCAUUUGGUGAUGGAUCAUUCCCUUGCACAAAGAGACUUCCGGCAGGUCCCAAAAACGAAUUGUAUCAAUAACAUUUUUUUUUAAAUCAAUAGCCGCUUGUCUCCUUUGCUGUAUUUUACUAGGCUUGGUUAGCUAGCUAACGUUCAAUAGCUAGCUACCAAGCUAUCCGUUCUUCCGCCAACGUUGGAAAGCUAACGUUAGCCAACUGCUUUGGAAGAUUUGUAGCUAGCUAGUUAAUUUUACUUGCCAGCAAACAGUAGCUUGUUUUAGUCAACAAAAAUCCAUGUAACAUGAUCAUGUUAAUGUUAGUUAUUGACUACAUUGCUACUGUAGCUAUCUCUGCCAAUGUUAUAGCUGCUACAGUGCCAGCUAGCAGAGAUAGCUAUGCUAGCUAGAUUUAUUUCAAAUAUAAUAUGUUAUUUGUCACAUGCGCCGAAUACAACACCAAACCGUGAAAUGCUUACUUACAAGCCCUUAACCAACAAUGCAGUUCAAGAAAUAGAGUUAAGAAAAUAUUUCCUUAAUCAACUAAAGUAAAAAAUAAAAUAUAAAGUAACACAAUAAUAAACAGCGAGUUGUAGUGGUGUAAAAACAAAGGGGGAGGUGUCAAUGUAAAUAGUCUGGGUGGCCAUUUCAUUAAUUGAUCAGCAGUCUAACGGCUUGGGGGUAGAAGCUGUUAGCGAGCCUUUUGGACCUAAACUUGGCGCUCCGGUACCGCUUGCUGUGCGGUAGCAGAGAAAACAGUCUAUGACUUGGGUGACUGGAGUCUUUGACAAUUUUUUGGGCCUUCCUCUGACACCACCUAGUAUAUAGGUCCUGGAUCACAGGAAGCUUAGCCACAGUGAUGUACUGGACCGUACGCACUACCCUCUGUAGUGCCUUACGGUCGGAUGCAGAGCAGUUGCCAUACCAGGCGAUGAUGCAACCGGUCAGGAUGCUCUCGAUGUUGCAGCUGUAGAACUUUUUGAGGAUCUGGGGACCCAUGCCAAAUCUUUUCAGUCUCCUGAGGGGGAAACGGUGUUGUCGUGCCCUCUUCACAACUGUCUCUGUGUGUUUGGACUAUGAUAGUUUGUUGGUGAUGUGGACACCAAGGAACUUGAGACUCUCAACCCGCUCCAUUACAGCCCCGUCAAUGUUUCUUGACAGUCUCAUUUGGAAUGUUGUGGCUGUGGGCUAUAGAGUACUCGCAGUACCAUUUAUAAAUGUUAUGCCUAACCAUUUACAUGGCAUCGUGCGACGAGUACAAAUUCCCGGCAGUUGUUCAUUGUUAGUUGCAUGAAUAUAUUUUUUCUAAUGACCGCCAGUAGAAAAACACCCCCCAUUGAAUUGUUGUGCCUUGAAGAGGUUGAGAUGGCUGCGUUUUCAAAUCACAUUUAUUUGAUUGGUCAUUUUCAACCGUCACACCCUCACUUCUGGUUUUGUUCGUUUAAUUGAAUUAUUUACCUUUCAAUCACUAUGCCCAUGCAUUUUAUUGGCUGAUGAGUUUGAGCCAAUGUUUUAUGAAAUUACAGUUCCGGUCCCAUCAAAACUGAAACUCUGAUACAUGGUUGCUCCAGCAUAGACUUUUUUUUCCUGGUUCAUAUAGAAAUAGACCAGACCCAGCUGCUAUCACAUUAGUGUCUAUGAGAUAGCCACCCCUUAGGUAGACUUGAACUGUGGCUAAUAAAUUAAUAAAAAAUCCUACAAUGUGAUUUUCUGGAUUUUUUUUCUCAUUUUGUCUGUCAUAGUUGAAGUGUACCUAUGAUGAAAAUUACAGGCCUCUCUCAUAUUUUUAAGUGGGAGAACUUGCCCCACUGUAUAUCAUCCAACGAAGUGCUUACUUGCAGGUUCCUUCUCGACAAUGCAACAACAAUAAGAAAUAAUAAAAGAUAAGAAUACGAACAUAAAGUAAAUGGCGUAGAAUAUAAUACAAAUUUAGCAUAAACAGGGGCGCAACUUCAUUUCUUUUAUCCAGCCGUAUAAACACUCCAAACAGUCUACCCGACCACCCGGAGGCGUCCGCAUGGUCCUAAAGCACAGCGUUGCCUCAUUUUGUAUCACAUUCCAAUGAUAAAACUGGGGGGGAAAUGCAAUUUUGGAAUGUCCCCAGUACUCCCCUGAGCAUAAGUAUAAUACAGUUCAGAAACUGUCUCUGAGGCUGUUGGUAUCCGUCCUCAUGCUCCGAUACCAUCUGCCGACGGUAAGGGAGAUAAACGCUCAUGGCUGGGGUGUGUGGGGUCCUAGAUGAUGCUGCGUGCCUUCCUUAGGCACCGCUUCAAGUAGAUGUCCUGUAUGGGUGGGAGCACAGUCCCAGUGAUGUGCUGGGCCAUCUUCACCGGCUGGAGGGCCUUGCUCUUGUGGACGGAGCAAUUCCCAUACCAGGUCGUGAUGAAACCAGUCAGGACGCUCUCGAUGGUGCAACGGUAGUAUUUGGAAAGCAGAUUACUCCAUCAUACUCCGGACGGACAACCAUGUACUGCAACGUCAGACUGAAGUUAACAAAAUGCAAGGCAGUAUGUGGACACAGGCGAAGACCAAGGCAGAGAGGAAAAUAAUAAAGACUGAAACUGGGGCCAGAGCUAUUUAAAUUGACACAUUUCAUCCCCAUAGACAUGGCUGUAGUGGACCAUAUGCUAAAUAUUUUACUGGGGACAGCAGAACACGUUUUUACCGUCUAAGAAUAUUGGUGUGCUGAAUAAUGUAAUACUAAGAAAUAUACAGCUUAAAGUUGAUGCCCCGAAAGCACCUGCAGACAUGGGCCAACUACGGAAAUCUCUAAUCUCCUCUGGGUUUUCUCAUUUCAAUGCACAAGAAUUGAAAAAAUUGGACAUGCGUUUACUCCCUAUUCACUCUGAAGGGACUUGAACGGCAGCAGGUCGCCUAGCAGUGUCUUUCAAGUCCCUUCAGGCUGAACUGAAAAGGUGGCUGGUUUGAAUCCCCGAGCCGGCAAGCUGAAAAAUGUGUCUGUGCCCUUGAGCAAGGCACUUAACCCGAAUUGCUCCAGGGUCGCCGUCAAUAAUGGCUGAUCCCUGCUGUUUGUCAUAACAAGUGAAGAUGGUAAUGAUAUGUUUGUCUUCACAUUCAUGUAUCCAAACAAGGGUCUAUCUCACCAUUGUACAGCUGACAGAACGACAUUAAAAGGUAGACAUGCUGGGGAGAGGUCAUAAGCACUGAUCAAAGUAGAAGUUUUUCCGCUCAUCGCGUACUUACUUGCAAAGUGAUUCUUCGCUGACAGAUGGGCCUACCAUGCUUUCAACCAGAUGUAGAGCUAACACCGGGCUUAGUAACAGUUGUUCUCUUGUCGUGUGUGCUUGUUAGUCCAGCAUAUGAAAUCACACAUUUCUCAUGUCAUGGCUCGUGUAAAUUGGUUCGAGAAACAUCUGAAUCAAUAUAAUUUCAAGCCCUGUGUUGAGGUUCGGGACAAGGCAUCGGAAUCUGUAUCAGAGGCAUAGUUUAUGCCAGUUCAGAGAAUUAUGAAGAGUUGUGCAUAUCGCCAGUAUAAAGUACAGUUUGCCAGGACUACAGAGACAGUGGCUGUGGUAGUACCAGUUUCAAGCAGGGCUGCUUUUGAGGCAUUACAUAUUUUUUUGUUUAGCCUUUAACUAGGCAAGUCAGUUAUUAAGAACAAAUUCUUAUUUGGCUACUUGGAAGUGAAACUAUAAGACAUCAAGGGACCUACCAGUGGGAGUUUUGAGAGCAGAGCUACUGUUUAUUUAUUCAUUUGUAGCGGUAUUUAAAAAUACAAAUAUAUAUUAUUCAUUGUUUGUGUUUAUUUCAGAAAGUGUAUCAUACGUUGUAUCUGUUUUGUAUAUGGAACUUUGCAUUGUACUGUGAAACUGAUUGUGUUAAAAUCCCAUUUGUCAACCAGCCUUUUUAGCUUGGCCUUUAAUCAGUUACACUUUUGUUUUAUGUUCUUUGAUAACAUAUGAUCUCUUAUAUUGCCGUGCUUGUUUCUUCAUUUGAUUGUUUAAAGUGUUUUACUAUUUUAAAUGCACUUCAAAUAAAGUUUGAAUUGAAGUUUGA
This is a messenger RNA of Oncorhynchus kisutch (coho salmon), 6687 nucleotides long. It is a transcript of the gene tmem51b, whose product is annotated as transmembrane protein 51b. NCBI's taxonomy places the organism in Eukaryota, Metazoa, Chordata, Actinopteri, Salmoniformes, Salmonidae. Bases 284 to 1096 code for a protein of 270 amino acids. The record is from RefSeq and is a predicted model, not a curated record. The transcript is spliced from 3 exons.